AUGCGUAAAAGGCUAAAAAAUACAAAAUAUCAUCACGGAGGGUAUAUCAAAUCUGGCAAGGAUAGGAGUAUCCUCCUGACAGAUAGUCCUAGUAUUGCGCAUAGCACUGAUGCUCCCGAUACUCCUGAUACUUUGCGUAUUACUGAUACUUUGCAUAGAUUUAAUAAUUUACACACAUUUUUUACUAAUAUCACGGAUAGAGCCCAUAGUGUGCAUAGCACUGAUGCUUCCGAUACUCUGCAUACUACGCAUAGUAUUAAUAUUUUAAGAUAUAUGCGCUCCGAUGCUACAAAAUUAUCUUCUGCAGAUUAUGAAGAUAUCAUGCAAUACCGAGAUAUGAUAUCCAAGCCUCUGGAUCAAUUAAGAAAGAAAUUCCAUGUAUCAACUUCUCGUUUAUAUCAGAUUUGGAGAGGACAGGAGGUAGGAAGGGUCGAAUGGAACUAUUCAGCAGUCCCGCUUUCUUACCCAAGUACAAAUGUUAUAGAUAAACAGGAUGUACCAGAGUCCAUUGGGAAUCCUAAUGAAGAGCUCCGCAUAGUGUGUAGACUUCUGUAUUAUAAUAUUCCUGGAUUUUGUCCGAAUGCCAAGGAAUUGCAAAAAAAAUGCCAAGACGAAGGGUUCCGAAGUUUCCAAUUGCGGGAUGUUGCAAAGUGGUUAGGAAAUAGCUUAGAAAUCUGGAUUGCGAUUAAAGAUAUCUAUGAGGAUCCUUCUAACCCCCUUACAUGGCCAAAAUUAUUAAUGACUGAUGGUGAUGCUUCGUUCCGAGGCGCAUUUUUACGAGGAAUGCAACAGUAUAAUAUCCCAAUACGUGUUGUCGAUCUUUAUAGUUUUGAGAGUUUGGCUUUUAUUAAAGCAUUUAAGAAAAGAAUGGCAGUAUUAACAUAUAAGGUCCAAUAUGCUAUAGAGGGACGAUUAACUGAUGGGGAGCGAUCAAGGAUAUUUAAGAGAAUCCUUAAGAAAAACGAUGAACGCCGAUGCCGAUACAUUUUUGAGGAUCUACUAGGCAAGAAAUUUCCAUCAUGUAGGCCGAAUUUUUUGGAUGGGAUGCAACUCGAUGGAUAUAACGAGGAGUUGCGACUAGGAUUCGAAUUUCAUGGUAGGCAACACUAUACUCUUAAUUCUAUGUUUCAUAGGAAAGGCCAGAUAGAUUUGGAUGAACAGAAAAUGCGCGAUCAGAAGAAGCGGGAUAUAUGCAAGGAUCAAGAUAUAUGUCUUAUCGAAGUUCCCUAUACAUGUGACCUUUUCCCUUACAUUAAGCAUACUCUAAUCGAGAAAGGGUUCUUGAGUGAAGCGAAGCGGUCCCAGAAGGACCAGCCCAACACUUGA
Molecule: messenger RNA, 1326 nt
Organism: Funneliformis geosporum
Lineage: Eukaryota; Fungi; Glomeromycota; Glomeromycetes; Glomerales; Glomeraceae
Source: the annotation of a GenBank genome assembly